This is a messenger RNA of Abrus precatorius (Indian licorice), 1876 nucleotides long. RefSeq names its product glucan endo-1,3-beta-glucosidase 5-like. Gene Ontology annotation, biological process: carbohydrate metabolic process. The transcript is spliced from 2 exons. Gene Ontology annotation, cellular component: plasma membrane. The coding region runs from base 159 to 1622 and encodes 487 amino acids. Lineage: Eukaryota; Viridiplantae; Streptophyta; Magnoliopsida; Fabales; Fabaceae. Gene Ontology annotation, molecular function: hydrolase activity, hydrolyzing O-glycosyl compounds. The record is from RefSeq and is a predicted model, not a curated record.
ACACUCUAAUUAUAUCUUCAACUUUACUCAUACAACUGUAAUGCAAUGUGAUGUAACACCGAUUCAUUCAUUCAUAGUUCAUUAGUUCUUGUCUUGUUUCUUCUACCUCCAACACUGUCUUUUUGUUCACACCUAGGAUCAUCACCAUUUUCAGUCGCAUGUUCAUGUUGGAACCCAGAUUCAGCAGUGUCCUUUUUCCGUGGCUUCUAUGUUGGAGCUUGGUUCCAAUGGCGGAAUCUGCCAUAGGAGUGAACUGGGGCACCAUUUCAUCCCACAGGCUGAAGCCAUCGACGGUGGUUGAUCUUCUGAGAGAGAACAAGAUCCCAAAAGUGAAGCUUUUUGAGGCAGAUUCUGAUGUGUUAAGAGCACUCAUAGGGAGUGGGAUUCAGGUGAUGGUUGGGAUCCCCAAUGAGAUGUUGUCACUCUUCAGUUCAUCACCUUCUUCUACUGAUUUGUGGGUUCGCCAAAAUGUCUCUGCUUAUAUGGGUAAAGGGGGUGCUGAUAUCAGAUAUGUUGCUGUUGGAAAUGAGCCCUUCCUUUCAAGUUAUAAUGGUCAAUUUCAGAACUUGGUCAUGCCUGCAAUACUCAAUUUACAACAGUCUUUAGUCAAAGCAAAUCUCGCUGGUUAUGUAAAGCUAGUUGUUCCUUGCAAUGCAGAUGCCUAUGAAUCCUCAGGACCCCCUUCCCAAGGGGCGUUCCGGCCUGAAUUGACUCAAAUUAUGACUCAACUGGUUCAAUUCCUCAACUCAAAUGGUUGCCCAUUCGUUGUUAAUAUCUACCCAUUUCUUAGCCUUUAUGACAAUGGAGAUUUCCCCCAAGACUACGCAUUCUUUGGGGGAACUACUCAUCCUGUUCAAGAUGGUUCCAAUGUUUACACCAAUGCAUUUGAUGGAAACUAUGACACUUUAGUUGCAGCCCUCAACAAACUUGGAUAUGGUCAGAUGCCAAUAGUUAUUGGAGAAAUUGGUUGGCCCUCAGAUGGAGCCAUUGGUGCAAAUAUCACUGCUGCAAAGGUUUUCAAUCAAGGCCUUAUCAAUCACAUUGCUGGUAACAAAGGGACCCCCUUGAGGCCAGGUGCUCCACCUAUGGAUGUUUAUCUUUUCAGUCUGCUUGAUGAAGGCGCUAAGAGCACACUUCCUGGAAACUUUGAAAGACACUGGGGAAUUUUCUCUUUUGAUGGACAGGCAAAGUAUCCAUUAAACCUUCUACUUGGAAACAAGGAAUUGAAAAAUGCAAGGAAUGUUGAGUAUCUUCCAUCUAGAUGGUGUGUGGCAAACCCCUCCAGUGAUUUGACUAAUGUAGUAAACCAUAUGAGACUUGCAUGUAGUGUUGCAGAUUGCACCACUCUUAACUAUGGAGGUUCAUGUAACGAAAUUGGUGAGAAGGGUAAUAUAUCUUAUGCUUUUAAUAGUUAUUAUCAGCUGCAAAUGCAAGAUUCCCGAAGCUGCGAUUUUGAUGGCCUUGGUAUGGUUACUUUCCUAGACCCUUCAGUUGGUGAUUGUCGUUUUCUUGUAGGGGUUACAGAUAAAGGCUCGAAUUCGUCUUCAUCUCAAACAACAUGUCAGUGGUGGAUUCUAGUGUUACUUCUGAUUUUACACGGGACAUUUUUGCUUUCAAUGUGACUGAGGUUUCAUAAGUGGGUUUUUUCACGGUCCCCUCUUCUGAGACUGUUAGAACUAGAAUAGCUGAUAUACUACUGAAGCUUAGAAAUAUUCAAAAGAUUCAUGGUUUGCAGCCCAGCAUGUGGUUAAGUCAUUGUACCAUAUAAUAGACGGUAUAAACAUUGUCACUAUGUAUUGAAUAUUACUCAUAUUUAUUUUGGGGAACCCUAUUUAAUUAAUUGAAUGAAUCAGAAUAUAAUUUAUUGGUUCAACUC